AUGGACGCUCGCCGUACCAACAACCUCCGCGCCAUGAGCGCCGAGUUGCAGAGCACCGCCUCUCCUCAGGGCCAGUCUCCUGCCCGCCAGCUCUCUAUCCAGACCAACGUCGCCGGCACCAUGGGUCGUGGCGGCUCUCCUGGUCGUGGCAACUCUCCUGGUCGUGUCGCCGGCUCCCCCUCCUCGUCGCGCAACUCGUCCAGCAGCGACGGUGGCGCCUGGGAGGCGAGCACCAGCACCACAAUCUACGUCAACGACAUUCUCUACUCCACCAAAGAGAUUCGCGGCAUGGCUGAUGAGAUUGAUCUCGCCCAUCACUCUGGAGAGUUCCCCACCACCCGGUACCUCAACCACAACGCCCAAGCCACUGUUGAUGACUACCGCCGCCUGAUGGAGCUUCGUGAGGCCCGCGAGAGCAAUGAUAAUGCCCGUGCCUCACUUCUCCUUGUCGGCCUCACCCGCGACAUCCGCGAGCGUGACGAUGAGCUCGACGAGCGUCUUGAGCGCCAGCGCGUCGUCAACCGCGUCGAGGCCUGCCUCCGCACUGCUCAAGAGGAGGAGCGCCUGUUCCGCGUCAUGCAGACCGCCCUUCUGCAAGACAACAACAGGAACGACUUGGCGAGUAUUGUAGCGCAGACCGCUGCACAGACUGCACAGACUGGACAAGACCUGCGGGAAUUCCAGAAUGCCAUCGUCAACACCGUCGCCCAUUACUCUCUUCAUGACUCCGAGGUGAUGGAUCUCAAGCUUGCCCUCUUCAAGCGCGAAGUCCAAGUUGCAAUCGAUGCACUGCACACAGAUCUGCACACAGCUCUGCCCGGCCUCAUUCAGCAGGGCAUGGAGCAGUCGCUGCGCCAGUCAAAGAAGAACCGCCGCAUCUUCUCUCUCUUCCGCUCCAACAAGUCUCAGCAGGAGGGCAAUGCGGAGCCCAAGGGCCUGAGCCGUCUUUUCCGCAAGAUGACCAAGAAGCUUGGAGGACUCGGCAAGGACGAGAAUGUGGUCGCUACUGCCCAGCCCCCGCUAUCGCCGAUGAACUCGGUGCCCAUGAUCUUUCUCGACGAGCCUUCGGUUGUUCGUGCCCCUCUGCGCCUUAUCUAG
This is a messenger RNA of Gaeumannomyces tritici R3-111a-1, 1098 nucleotides long. RefSeq lists its product as hypothetical. Lineage: Eukaryota; Fungi; Ascomycota; Sordariomycetes; Magnaporthales; Magnaporthaceae. The transcript has a single exon. The coding region runs from base 1 to 1098 and encodes 365 amino acids. The record is from RefSeq and is a predicted model, not a curated record.